Myxocyprinus asiaticus (Chinese sucker) is the source of this 3736-nucleotide messenger RNA. Its product is annotated as oxysterol-binding protein-related protein 9-like. The transcript is spliced from 24 exons. Gene Ontology annotation, molecular function: sterol binding. The record is from RefSeq and is a predicted model, not a curated record. Lineage: Eukaryota; Metazoa; Chordata; Actinopteri; Cypriniformes; Catostomidae. The coding region runs from base 15 to 2228 and encodes 737 amino acids. Gene Ontology annotation, cellular component: intracellular membrane-bounded organelle; cytosol; membrane.
GGCAAAGUGUAAAAAUGGCGUCCAUCAUGGAGGGGCCGCUGAGCAAAUGGACUAACGUCAUGAAGGGAUGGCAGUACCGCUGGUUCGUGCUGGACUAUAACGCCGGGUUACUUUCAUACUACACCUCCAAGGACAAGAUGAUGCGUGGCUCCAGAAGAGGCUGUGUGCGACUUCGGGGAGCUGUGAUUGGAAUCGAUGACGAGGACGACAGCACUUUCACCAUUACAGUGGACCAGAAGACUUUCCAUUUUCAGGCCCGUGACGCAGACGAACGGGAGAAGUGGAUUCAUGCCUUAGAGGGGACGAUUCUCCGCCACACCCUUCAGCGGGAGGCAGAAACAGGAUUCGUUCCCAGCGUUCAGGACUUUGACAAGAAGCUAGCGGAGGCGGAUGCAUAUUUGCAGAUUUUGAUCGACCAGUUAAAACUCUUUGAUGAAAAGAUAAAAGACUGCAAGGAAGAUGAGUCACGCAGGAAAAUCGAGAACCUGAAGGACACGACUUGUAGUAUGGUUGAGUCCAUCAAACACUGUAUCGUACUACUACAGAUUGCCAAGGACCAAAGUAACGAACAGCAACACGCAAAUGGACUAAUAAGCACUAUAAACCCAGUGGAUGGGCUAUUUCAACCUACCCCUCUCAAUACCUCUGCAGUCAGUGCCAUGCCAACGCAGACCACUCUCCCCACAGAUGGAGCUCAGGUUUGUAAAACAGAACAGAGGCCUUCUUCUUUACCCAUGGGUCCUGUUGUCUCUGUGAUGGGCAGCCUUCAGACACCCACUCCCAACAGCACAGGGAGUGGUCCCUCAGCUCCUAGCAGCAGUGGAACAUCGCCCAGCCACAUGAACGUACCACCUCACACCAUUCCUGACUUCUCUUAUUCCAGUAGCGAAGAUGAGUUUUACGACGCAGAUGAGUUUUAUCAGAACAGCACCUCACCGAAACACUGUAUAGACCCGAACAGAACUGCUGCUGUGAACAGUGAAGACAGUACACCGCUAAAACGUCCAGACACCAACGAAUCCAUCAACUCCUCAAUGUCUAAUGGCACCACUGAUGCAGAUCAGUUUGACAGUCAUGAUGAGAAGGAUGACGAGGGAGAGGGCGAAUCUGUGGAAGAACACAAGAGUGUCAUCAUGCAUCUCCUGUCUCAAGUGCGACUGGGCAUGGAUCUUACCAAAGUUGUCUUGCCGACAUUCAUCUUGGAACGAAGGUCGUUACUAGAAAUGUAUGCUGACUUCUUUGCACACCCGGAUUUGUUUGUAAGUAUUGCUGAUCAGCAGGAUCCAAGGGACCGCAUGGUGCAGGUGGUAAAGUGGUACCUCUCUGCCUUUCACGCUGGUCGGAAAGGAUCUGUGGCCAAGAAGCCCUACAACCCCAUUUUGGGCGAGGUGUUCUUCUGUCACUGGGACCUGCCCUCUGAAUCCUCUGAGGAUUCUGCUUCUUCUGAGUCUGUAUCAGAGGGGCCAGUGCCAUGGAGUAGCAAGAACAGUGUGUCAUUUGUGGCAGAGCAGGUUUCUCACCACCCUCCCAUAUCUGCAUUUUAUGCAGAGUGUUUCAGCAAAAAAAUCCAGUUCAACGCCCACAUCUGGACAAAAUCGAAGUUCCUUGGAAUGUCAAUUGGUGUCCAUAAUAUUGGUCAAGGUUGCGUGUCUUGUCUUGAACAUGAUGAGCACUAUAUUCUUAAUUUUCCCAAUGGCUAUGGAAGGUCGAUCCUCACUGUUCCAUGGGUGGAGCUUGGUGGGGAGUGUAAUAUUUCCUGUUCCAAAUCUGGCUACAGUGCCAAUAUAGUUUUCCACACCAAACCUUUCUACGGAGGAAAGAAGCACAGGAUAACUGCUGAGAUUUUUGCCCCCAAUGAUAAGAAGUCAUUCUGCUCCAUUGAGGGAGAGUGGAAUGGAGUGAUGUAUGCAAAAUUGGCUACCGGGGAAAAUGCACUAUUCAUUGACACAAAGAAAAUGGGCAUUGUUAAGAAGAAAGUGCGGAAAUUGGAGGACCAGUUGGAGUAUGAAUCCAGAUGUCUGUGGAAGGACGUGACACUGAACCUGAAACUGAAGGACAUCGACGCGGCGACGGAGGCCAAACACAGGUUGGAGGAGAAACAGAGGGCGGAGGCCAGAGAGAGGAAGGAGAACGAAUUGCAAUGGGAAACAAGAUUGUUUCACGAGGACGGUGAGUGCUGGGUCUACGAUGAGCCUCUUCUGAAACGACUAGCAUCACAACGAUACUGAAGCAGUUUCCAAAAUCACAGAGUCUAGAAAAAGAACUCUUGCAAACCACUUUUCUUAUUCAGCCUGGGAAUGACUAAAUGAACCCUUAAAACUUUGCAUUUUGAAGUUUGAAUGAAUGACAACAAGAAUAUAUGAACUUAAAUCAACACAAUUAGAAAAAUCUCCCUGCUCGCUAGAUCAAAACUUCCACCUCUUUACCAUCCCUUGAGGAUUAAAAAACACCACAAAGACACAGAUGCGAUCAGAAGCCCUUUAGCAACAAAACAAACAAGCGCUCUUGUCUCAGCAGAGAAGAACGAUCCCAGGUGUCUCUUUCUCGCACUCCAGAGGGGUCGAGGUAUUUUUAUCGAACAAACUCUGAAAACUACAGCGUUCUGAAUCUCAGGGAAGCAGAGAACUGAGGAUUGAAGGCUGUAUUUCCUGAUGUUCAACAAGCCUUAAUGGUGGAACCACAAAAAAAUACAUGUAAAAUGAGAACUUUUCACAUACUGCUAGCUACAGCUAUUUAUAUAUAGAAGAUGAUAUAUUCUUGUUUUUCUUUUUCUCUAGGGCAAUAGUAACUGUUUGCAAAUACAUACUUGACACAACCAGUCCCUUUACGUUCCACUCGAUAAUCUCAGUUUUUCUGUUUGCUCACGUUUAUGGAAACUUUUCCACUGUUUCAUACAUGAAAUCUCACAUAGGGGGACCAACGGUGAACCCUAACAAUAAAAUGUACCAUUUACUUUUUAUGGUUGAAAAAUUUGAGACGACUUGUUGCCAUGGCUAAAGUCCAUUCCAGUGUCUGUUUAUUUUUUAUUUUUUAUUUUUUUUUGAAUGAUUUUUGAUAUCAUGCUCUGUAGAGCCUCAGGGAGGCUGUUUUUUAUAGAUUGCUGCUUGGUAUAUCCACAUUAUAAUUUAUCAACUCAGUAUAAAGUUGGACUGUCCAACGGGAAAUUGUAAUGGUGCACAAUAAACCAUUCAACAAAUCUGUGCUUAUCCCAAUGAGGUUAAGCUACGUUAACGCAAAUUGCCCUGCAAUCUUUCUUUCUGUGAAAUGUCACAUUUUAAUCCAAAUAAAUAUGUUUCAAAUAGUCAUGUAUUACAGAGAUUGGAUUCUCUUUUCCAUCCAUCCAUGAGACAUUCCUACCAAUUUCACCAUGGUGAAAAUCUGUGACAUUUUAAAGUUACUAUACUGCUUUUAAAGGCAAUAGAAUAGGUUACCAAUGUGUUAAAAAUUACUCAUAUGUGAGGAAUAAGAAAGCCUGGCUUGUUGCUGUGUUUACACUUAAAAACGUUGGAGUGUAUUAUCCUUGUUUUCAGAGUUGCAUUUAGGGUAAAACAGGCUAUGUAUAACAUACUAUUAUGUCUACAAAUGAAUCUGAAAUUGAGGCCUUGCCGUAUGCAGUGAAGUUCACCUUCGCCUAGUGUUGCUUUGCAAGAGCAAUACCAACAAACUUUUUGCCUGACAACGAUUGAUUGUACCAUCCAUGUAUCAGAAUAUAAUAUUAAAUCUCAGUGAGACCAAA